AUGACCACCCCAACUGGCCCCGUCUACCGGUACAAAUUCACGAUCCUUCCCGAGUACUUUAUAGACUACUACGAGGCCGCCAACGCCAGCCCGAACGGGAAACUAACCACGCAGCCAGGCCUCGGACUCCUCGACAUGCACUUUGGAGACGCAGCGGCUGAUGACGACGUAGUAAUCGAGGGUGGCGCCAGGCCCUGGGAACGAUUCGCCUCUCACGUGAGGAAGCUCAACGCGGAGAGCCCCGACGGCGUGGACUACAAGGUCCUGUACCUGACGAGGCACGGCCUCGGGUACCAUAAUGUCCAAGCAGCCAAGGUCGGCACGGCUGAGUGGGAUCGAUACUGGUCUCACCUAGACGGCGACGGCGUCGUAAUCUGGCUCGACGCGGCGCUCGUCGACACAGGCAUCCAGCAGGCAAAAGACCUAACCACCUGCUGGGCGCGCGCAACCUCCACCGCCGCCGAGGGCGAGGGCGUCCCCUUCCCGGAGUCCUUCUACACGAGCCCUCUCCGCCGGUGCCUCGAGACGAGCAACCUCGCCUUUGGGCCCCUCGUCGAAUCCAAGGGCGCGGGCCGGGAAUUCCGACCCGUCGUCAAGGAAGGGCUCAGGGAGCGCAUGACGGACCACACGUGCGACAAGAGGAGCCCGCGGAGCUGGAUCGAGGGCGCGUAUCCGCGGUACCGGAUAGAGCCUGGCUUCGCGGAGGAGGACCGGCUUUGGAAGGCGGAUCGGUUUGAGACGGCGGAGGCGCACGUUGCGAGGAAGCAGCUUGUGCUGGAGGAGAUUUUCUCGGCGGAUCCGGCGGUGUUUGUGUCGUUGACGGUGCACUCGUAUGCUAUUUCGGCGAUAUUGAGGGCGGGUGGGCAGGAGACGUUUAGGGUCCGGGAGGGAUCUUCCAUUGCUUUGUUGGUUCGUGGGGAUAAAGUAGGUAGGUAG
This is a messenger RNA of Colletotrichum costaricense, 936 nucleotides long. RefSeq names its product phosphoglycerate mutase. The transcript has 2 exons. NCBI's taxonomy places the organism in Eukaryota, Fungi, Ascomycota, Sordariomycetes, Glomerellales, Glomerellaceae. The record is from RefSeq and is a predicted model, not a curated record. Gene Ontology annotation, cellular component: cytoplasm. The coding region runs from base 1 to 936 and encodes 311 amino acids. Gene Ontology annotation, molecular function: phosphatase activity.